CGGAGGUCAAUCACAAAUGUGUUUUUUGUUAUCCCCGCUGACUUUAUGCUGAUAGGAAAAGCACAUAGCAAUGGUAGUGGCCAAACUCCGCUGAGUUAGUGUUCUAAGAUGCUGGCCAACCGACUUCGAUAAUAAUUACCUAGGAUUACGUUAAUGGCUAGCUAGCGCGCUUAAAGGAAGUGUUUUGGCUCUAAAGCUAAACUAACAUUACGGCGCAGUAAUCGGUCCAUCGGUCCAGUUAACUUCAGCUGACGUCAACAGGUUCGUGAGGAGCUGAUCCCAGUCAUCUCGCCUGAUCUGACACUCCAUCAUCUACUGACCGUCUGCUCUGCCAGCAUGGCUAACACAGACUCUCUCAAUGUCCGGGUCUUCUCUCUGAACUGCUGGGGGAUCCGCUACCUCAGCAAACACACUCCUCAGCGCUAUGCCAUGAUUGGAGAUAUGCUGUGCAAGGAAGAGCAUGAUAUUGUCUUACUGCAAGAGGUGUGGAGUGAGAAAGACUAUCUCUCCAUGAAAAAGAAACUAGCCUGUAGUCAUCCUCACUCUCAUCACUUCAAAAGUGGAGUCAUCGGCAGUGGACUGGCCAUCUUCUCCAAGCACAGGAUCCAUGAGACCUUUCUGUAUCGCUACUCACUGAACGGUUAUCCUUACAUGGCUCAACAUGGCGACUGGUUCGGAGGUAAAGCUGUUGGGAUGGCGGUCCUGAAACUCGGCAGCCUGACUGCAAACGUCUACGUGACUCAUCUGCAUGCGGAGUACUGCAGAGACAAGGACUCUUAUCUACCUCACCGAGUGGUUCAGGCCUGGGAGCUGCAGCAGUUUGUUCGCCACACGUCUGCUGGAGCAGAUGUGGUGAUUCUAGGUGGCGACCUCAACAUGCACCCUCAGGACCUCGGCAGCAGACUGUUGAUGUCCUACACCGCACUCCGAGACUCUUAUGUAGAGUCGGCUAAAUUUGACGGCUGUGAGGAUGGUAUGACUCUAAUAGCUGACAACCCUUUCAUCGGUAAAAAGGAGCUCGGUCCCUUUGAGAAAGGAAUUCGAAUCGACUACAUCCUGUUCAAGGGAUCUUCCAAAACGGACAUUUAUUGUGAUUUCAUGUCCACCACCAAAGGCUCCGUCCCCGAUCAUCCGUUCCCGUACUCGGACCACGAGGCUCUGACUGCUGGAUUGAGACUGGAGACACAAACUCCAACUGAGACGGACGGCGACAGGCAAAGAACGUCAAAGAACCGGGACUCUGCUGCAGGGAAGGUGGCUGAGUUGGUCGACAUUGUGACCGAGGCGCGUACUGAAGUCAAAGUGGGCCUGCACUGUGCUGAGAGGAUGCGCUACACAGCGGCACGCACCGGAGUGAUGGGGCUGGCUCUGCUGUUCCUGGAGCUGGCCAUCGCCGCUGUGCCCUGGUUGGCCCUGGGAGCAGAGCAACCUUUCCCUCGCACCUCCUUCUACCUGCUGGCUGCGUUGUGCUUCGCCAUCCUGCUCACCACCACUCUGCUGUACCUCUUCUACACCAUGGAGCUGAAAUCUCUUCAGGGGGCCGAGGACCAGAUGAGGCUGGCUGUAGGAAGUCUGCAAGACAAGCUCAGGGGUUUUCCUCUGGCUCAGCCCCACAACGCCCAGCGGAGACCCCCAGAGGGCCAUGAGCCCAGCGCCUUUACCCCAGAGGAGUAAAACGGGAGCAGACCGGGGGGGGGGGGGGCUCACUGAAAGAAGCCCUUGAAGUGAGCUUUAAGAUGGAAGUUUGAGGAGGUUUUAUCCGGUGAAUGUGUCGUAUGCUCUUGAGAUUUAGACUUGCACUGCAGAAUGAGUUUCCAAAGAACGUUUCUGAAAGUAGUGCAGGACACAUGCUUUGACCUCUUUUGUACUUUUUAUAUAUACUCGUCUUCAUCCGCUUUCAGCCCUAGAUUACCCACAAUGCACCUCAACAAACACACUCCCUGUUACAUAUUAUCAAAUGUGUGUGCUGCUGUUCCCAAAGGUCUUAAAGGGGACCUUUUGUGUUUCUUAAGCUCGAGGUCAGACCUCCAUUCCACCCUCCGGUAGUGUCAGCGGGACCAGCUGUUUCUGUUUAUUUAUUUUCAUGCUUCCCUUUCGUGAUUUUGACAGAAUUGUCGUGGGUCCAGACUGUUUGCUGAUUUAUUUAAGAAACAGACUCCGGACGUUGAAGAUUUACAUUUUGGUCAGUCACCUUUCUUUCUCUGCAGGACAGAUUGUAGAGAGCUGCCAGUGGCGCUUAACAACAAGGAUCCGAUGCACCAGUUCAGACUUUUCAGUGUCGUGUUGAAGGGAAAGAGACAACUUUAUCGGCAUGUCUCACUGUCCUGCACUGCAAAGUAUCUUUAUGUAUCAUGUAGUGUAGAAAGUGUGCAGUGCACUUAGUUGACUAACCCGAUGAACAGCUUCCUUUUAUGUAAGAUAGGAAAUGACCUAAUGAUGUAAAUGGCUGUAAAACUGUAUUAUGACUCACACCAACAGCCCAACAAUGGCUGAUCAUUUUUAAACUUUAAUCUUUCACCUCGAUGUUGGAAAAGCACUUGAUAGUUUUUCACUUUAAGGAUAUGAGGUUUAAAAUAUUACCUGAUGUUCAUUCCAAAACUGUGAUAGGCAUGAUUAUGAAAGCAAUAAUAAAGACUUCAUAUACUCUGUG
Anarrhichthys ocellatus (wolf-eel) is the source of this 2650-nucleotide messenger RNA. It is a transcript of the gene smpd2b, whose product is annotated as sphingomyelin phosphodiesterase 2b. NCBI's taxonomy places the organism in Eukaryota, Metazoa, Chordata, Actinopteri, Perciformes, Anarhichadidae. The record is from RefSeq and is a predicted model, not a curated record. The transcript is spliced from 11 exons. Bases 337 to 1674 code for a protein of 445 amino acids. Gene Ontology annotation, molecular function: sphingomyelin phosphodiesterase activity.